CCGAUCACACAGUUUGGUCCCUAAUGAUGGCUUAAUUAUAAAUUUCCAAACUAAUGUUCCUACAAAAAUCCAAGCAAAUAGCACGUUCCCCAAUAGCAUGUCUCCUCACCGUCACGCCCUGACUGAACUUAUCCAUUGGAUUUUGCUUAAAUUAUUAAAUAAAAAUUUUAAUUUUUAAUAAUAGAGCGGCCUUAUAAUGACUGUUGUUUUUGCCUUCUUAAAUUGUUUGUGUAUGAUGCAGUUGGUUAAGUGUGCUCAAUAUUUUUAUAGACAGUCAGGCAUCCCCUUCCUAAGCUAUGGGGAUCUUGCUCGUCACUCUUGUUCAACAAGCUUUAGUUGGAUACGUCCAUAUAAGAAUUUUGCAAAGGCAUUAGUUGAUACCACCAUUCUCUUCUUGGAAUUUGGCUUUUGCAGUACUUAUUAUUUAUUUAUUGCAAUCACGUUAAAAGAAGUAAAAUUUUUUUGA
Molecule: messenger RNA, 466 nt
Organism: Meloidogyne enterolobii
Lineage: Eukaryota; Metazoa; Nematoda; Chromadorea; Rhabditida; Meloidogynidae
Source: the annotation of a GenBank genome assembly